CAGAGCGGGGCCAACUGCAGCGUGUAGUGCGAGCGGGGCAGGACGCGCGCUGCCCGCCCGCCCGGCGACCCGCAAGAGCAGUGCCGAGCCCCAGUUGCAGAAGACUUGUCACCACCAUGAGCUCUGAAUGUGACGUUGGCGCUUCUAAAGCCGUGGUGAACGGUUUGGCACCAGGCAGCAAUGGGCAGGACAAAGACAUGGAUCCUACAAAAGUCUGCACUGGGAAGGGAGCCGUGACUCUCCGGGCCUCAUCCUCCUACAGGGACACCCCAAGCAGUAGCCCUGUGAGCCCUCAGGAAACCCCGCAAUACGAAAGCAAACCAGGUGAGCCACCCCUGCGACUAGGGGCAGAUGAGUGGCGGCUUUCUUCCAACGCUGAUGCCAAUGGAAACGCCCAGCCCUCUUCACUCGCUGCCAAGGGCUACAGAAGCGUGCACCCCAACCUUCCUUCCGACAAGCCCCAGGAUUCAAGUCCUCUGCUAAAUGAAGUUUCUUCAUCUCGUGUUAGAACUGAUUCCCAAACCUUUGCACCAGUCAGCAAGCCAUCCUCUGCCUACCCCUCCACGACCAUUGUCAAUCCGACUAUUGUGCUCUUGCAACACAACCGAGAGCAGCAGAAACGACUCAGUAGCCUGUCAGAUCCUGUGUCAGAAAGAAGAGUGGGAGAACGGGACUCGGCACCAACCCAGGAAAAAACCACCUCUCCUGGCAGGUCCACUGACAAAAAGGCCAAGGAUGACAGCAGGCGGGUGGCUAAGAGCACUCAGGACCUGAGCGAUGUGUCCAUGGAUGAAGUGGGCAUCCCACUCCGGAACACCGAGAGAUCCAAAGACUGGUACAAGACCAUGUUUAAGCAGAUCCACAAGCUAAACAGAGAUGAUGAUUCAGAUCUGUACUCUCCUCGAUACUCCUACUCUGAAGACACAAAAUCUCCCCUUUCUGUGCCUCGAUCGAAAAGUGAGAUGAGCUACAUUGACGGUGAGAAGGUAGUUAAGCGGUCAGCCACACUUCCCCUCCCGGCCCGCUCUUCCUCACUGAAAUCAAGCCCGGAGAGAAACGACUGGGAGCCCCCAGAUAAGAAAGUGGAUACAAGGAAAUACCGUGCAGAGCCCAAAAGCAUAUACGAGUAUCAGCCGGGCAAGUCCUCCGUUCUGAACAACGAAAAGAUGAGUCGGGAUAUAAGCCCAGAAGAGAUAGAUUUAAAGAAUGAACCUUGGUAUAAAUUCUUUUCGGAAUUGGAGUUUGGGAAACCGCCUCCCAAAAAGAUAUGGGAUUAUACUCCUGGAGACUGCUCUAUCCUUCCUAGAGAGGAUAGAAAGACUAACCUAGACACAGAGCUCAACCUCUGCCCAGCAGAGUUAGAGGCAGAUGUAGGAAAGACGGAGACGCUUAGUAAAGCACGCCGUGCAGACCUGGCGCAGAGCUCAGCAGUCAGCCCCACUCCGGACAUGUCUUCAGAGCCUCCUGGAUAUAUAUAUUCUUCCAACUUCCACGCAGUGAAGAGGGAAUCCGAUGGGGCUCCCGGCGACCUCGGGAGCCUGGAGAAUGAGAGGCAGAUCUAUAAAAGCGUCCUGGAAGGUGGAGACAUCCCUCUCCAGGGCCUCAGUGGGCUCAAGCGCCCGUCCAGCUCGGCCUCCACGAAAGUGGAUCGUAAAGGUGGGAAUGCUCACAUGAUUUCUUCAUCUUCAGUUCAUAGCCGAACGGUUAACACUAGCAAUGCCUUAGGCCCUGUGUGUAAGCACAAGAAACCCCUGUCUGCUGCAAAAGCCUGCAUUUCCGAAAUCCUCCCCUCCAAGUUCAAGCCCAGGCUCUCCGCUCCCAGCGCUCUUUUGCAGGAACAGAAGAGUGUCCUGUUGCCGUCGGAAAAGGCUCAGAGCUGUGAGAACCUUUGUGUUUCGGUUUCUUUGAACGGUUCCAAGAGAGGGCUCCCCCUCCAGGUGGGUGGGAGCAUCGAGAACCUGCUCAUGCGCUCCCGGCGGGAUUACGACAGCAAGUCCAGCAGCACCCUGAGCUUGCAGGAGUACGGCUCCAGCGCCAGGAGGCCCUGCCCGCUCUCCAGGAAGGCGGGGAUGCAGUUCACCAUGCUCUACCGGGACAUGCACCAGAUCAACCGAGCCGGCCUCUUCCUGGGCUCUGCCUCCUCCUCCAGCGUGCGGGACCUCGCCUCCCACUUCGAAAGGAGCAGCCUGGCCCUGGGCAGGGGCGAGCUGGGCCCCAGCCAGGAGGGCUCGGAGCACAUCCCCAAGCACACCGUCUCCUCCCGCAUCACGGCCUUUGAGCAGCUGAUCCAGCGGUCACGGUCCAUGCCGUCCCUGGACCUGUCCGGCAGGCUGAGCAAGUCCCCCACGCCCGUGCUGUCCCGGAGCGGCCUGACCGCAGCCCGCUCCGCCGAGUCCCUCCUGGAGUCCACCAAGCUCCGGCCCAGGGAGGUGGACGGGAUGAACCCCGGGGGGGUCUAUGCCUCGCCGACGUGCAGCAGCGGGGUGGACUCCCCCUUGGGGUUCAGGGGCCUGGCGCCCUCUGAGCCCCUCUCCACCUGCUCCGACGAGCUCGACCACUGCUCCAACGUCUCCAGUGACAGCAGGGAGGGCAGCGGCGGCAGCGUUCACGGAGACUUCCCCAAACACCGCCUCAACAAGUGCAAGGGCACCUGCCCGGCCUCCUACACCCGCUUCACCACCAUCCGCAAGCACGAGCAGCAGGCCUCCCGGCAGCCCGACUGGCGCCCGGACUGCAGAGGGGACCGCAGCGCGCUCCUCAGGAACAUCUACCUGAUGAGCCCCCUCCCCUUCCGGCUGAAAAAGCCCCUCCAGCAGCACCCCAGGCAGCCAGCCCCUGGGGACUUCUCGGGCCCCCCGGCGGGCCGGAAGCCAGACCCCCCCGGUCAGCCCCAGCAGGACGAGCCCCGCGCCGGGGGGAAGCCCUCGGUGCCCAAGCGCCUGUCUUCCCGACACGCCGUGGCCAGGCUGGGCCGGACCGCAGAGCCCCCUCAGGAGAGACCCGCGGUCCCCGAGGACUGCCCGGGGGCCUUUGAUAACGGGAACCCGGUGCCGUACUCAGACCACGGCCUGGACAGAAACAACAACCCCCCCAGUGAACUGGGACCAUCCCGCGGAGAUUCAGAAUCACCGAGACAUUUUAUACCAGCUGACUACUUGGAAUCCACAGAAGAAUUCAUCCGAAGGCGUCACGAUGAUAAAGAAAAACUUUUAGCGGACCAGCGACGACUUAAGCGCGAGCAAGAAGAGGCCGAUAUUGCAGCUCGACGCCACACGGGCGUCAUUCCAACGCACCAUCAGUUUAUCACUAAUGAGCGCUUUGGGGACCUCCUCAAUAUAGACGAUACGGCAAAAAGGAAAUCUGGGUCAGAGAUGAGACCUGCCAGAGCCAAAUUUGACUUUAAAGCUCAGACACUGAAGGAGCUGCCUCUGCAAAAGGGAGACAUUGUUUACAUUUAUAAGCAGAUCGACCAGAACUGGUACGAAGGCGAGCACCACGGCCGGGUGGGCAUCUUCCCGCGCACCUACAUCGAGCUUCUUCCUCCUGCGGAGAAGGCUCAGCCCAAAAAGUUGGCACCAGUGCAGAUUUUGGAAUACGGAGAAGCUAUUGCAAAGUUCAACUUCAAUGGGGAUACGCAAGUAGAAAUGUCCUUCAGGAAGGGUGAGAGGAUCACGCUGCUCCGACAGGUGGACGAGAACUGGUACGAAGGGAGGAUCCCGGGGACGACCCGGCAAGGCAUCUUCCCCAUCACCUACGUGGACGUGAUCAAAAGGCCACUGGUGAAAAACCCGGUGGAUUACAUCGACCUGCCUUACUCCUCCCCAAGUCGUAGUGCCACCGUGAGCCCACAGUUUCCCAGUCACAGCAAGCUCAUCCUGCGAGCCCCCUCAUCUCUGCCUCACCCCCACCGAGCCCUGUCCCCUGAGAUGCAGGCUGUCACCUCGGAGUGGAUCUCGCUGACCGUGGGGGUCCCAGGCCGGCGUCCUCUGGCCCUGACCCCACCUCUGCCUCCUCUGCCGGAGGCGUCUGUCUAUUACACCGACCACCUUGCCUUUCUGACAAGGCCUAGUCCCUCCCUGUCCCUCAGCCUCCCCCAUUCGAGUUGGUCGGGUCGUUCCACCCCCCACUCAAUUGUCUCCCCACUGGCCCUCCCUGCCCCCCAGCGAGCCUACUCCCCCGUGCCCGGUGCCCAGGCCUCCCUUCACGUCAACGGAGACAGUGGCAGCCACAGGCCCCCUCCAGGCUUCCCGCAGGGCAGCUUCUCCCAGCCUCUGCUUGGGAGCCCUGAUAGAGUCAUCUCGGAGCUUAGCAACGCCUUUAGCAGCCAGGGCCCGUGGCGAGAAGAAAGCAGACAGUACGAAAGGAAAGCAGAGAGGGAGGCAGGUGAGAGACGCCUGGGCGGACCCACGAUCUCUAAGAAGAGCUGCUUGAAACCUUCAGACGUGGUCAGGUGCCUGAGCACCGAACAGAGACUCUCAGACCUCUGCACCCCCGAGGAGAGCCAGCCCAGCCAGGCCCUGGGCAGCCCUUUCCCGGGAAGGGAGGCUGAGCAGACAGAGCCGCGUAGAGGUGGCGAGCAGGCUGAGUGGAAGGCUGCUCGGAGUGGUGUGCGCCAGGAAGCAGUGUGCAAUGAGAUCAUAAACAUUGCCGAAAAGUCUGUUCAUUACUGCAGCACUGUCUCUCAUCCCCUUGACUUUCAUCACAAGGUACCCCCUUCUGACAAUAAAUCAUCUUUAAUCAUUUCUCAGCAACCUCAAGCCCAGCAGCGAAGAGUCACCCCAGACAGGAGUCAAGCCUCACAAGAUUUAUUUAGCUACCAAGCAUUAUAUAGCUAUAUACCACAGAACGAUGAUGAGUUGGAACUCCGAGAUGGAGAUAUUGUUGAUGUCAUGGAAAAGUGUGACGAUGGAUGGUUUGUUGGUACUUCAAGAAGGACGAGGCAGUUUGGUACUUUUCCAGGCAACUAUGUAAAGCCUUUGUAUCUGUAAGAAGAUUGAAAACCGCAGAGGUGAUUUUCAUUGGAGGAUGAAGCCUCACCCAUAAACUGGUCUCUUGAUUUAAAAGUUGAGUCAGUAGGAAAAGUAAUACAGUGGAUAAAGAACGAAGCAAAAGAGCAGGACAGAGAAGUGUGCUAUGUUUGAAACCCGGGCCUGUCUCAGCUUACCGUGUAUCAGACAGGCCCGGACCAUGCGCUGAGCAGAAAGGAAUGAGGCAGAUCUGUAUUUAUUUAGCUGCUCUGGGAGCCUCUCCAGCCCUCCCCUGCGCUCCCCGCCUGAGGUAACCUGACCUGUGGCCACAGAAACGCCUCCUGCUGCUGCCGCCCUCACCUGCCUGAAGCAGCCCUCGGAGCCCCUGGCAGACCCCCAGCCAUUCUCCAAAGGCUCCACACAGACCCCGCCCCACCCCAGCCGCCCCGGCCCGCUGAUCCCCCAGCACCAUCAGCGCCGCUGGCGAUCAGUCUGGGCUGCGAGGUCAUCCCUAGACGGUGGUGGAGGCCCCGCGCUGGACCUGCCGAGGUUAGUGGGGAAAUGGAGGCGAACCUUCGGCGCCCCGAGCAUGCACACCCAGCCUGCAGCAUUGCCACUGACCCCCUCGUGUCAGACGGAAAGGCACGGGAGGUUUGCCCGUGGGAGCAGGUGCCAGGCAGACAGUUAAAUGUGUGUGUCCGAGUGACUUAGGCCAGGAAGCCCUGUGGCUCCUGAGGUCACAUGCCCUGUGCUCCUUUCCCGGAUCACUGGCUUCCACAGAUGUUCCCUUUCAGGGCACAGUUUCAUUGAUCAGACGCCGUUGCUAAUCUUUCUCUUCUGGAUUGUUCUUGGCCAGGACAGUUUGGGGUUGAUAGGCCUGUUCUCAGGGAGAACCAAGGAUGGCGAUGCUCAGUGAUUCAUUUAACACACUCUGAUAGACACUGGAUGCCGGGCACCAGCAAGCAGAGACUUAGCACAUCCCCAUAGGAGUUCAAGGGCCACUCAGAAGGGAGUCCCCCAGGGCUGUGAGUCCUGGUGCACCCUGGCCAGGCUUCGCUUCAGAGCAGAGGUGCGGGUGCAGGGCCCUCGGUGUGGGGAAGUGGUUCUGCUGCUCCCAGGAGGACGGAGCUAAGGGGGGAGGCCCCUGCGACACCUGGGUGUUCGGUCACAACUCUGUCCAAUUCCAGGAUGUUUGUCGGCUCUCUCUGUUAGACCCCUUGGAGAAUGAAAGAUAGAAAUGGCCCAUUCCCUGCCUGCUGGGGACUCAGGUGAUUGGAGAUACAUA
This is a messenger RNA of Eptesicus fuscus (big brown bat), 6252 nucleotides long. RefSeq names its product sorbin and SH3 domain containing 1 (gene SORBS1). The record is from RefSeq and is a predicted model, not a curated record. Gene Ontology annotation, molecular function: protein binding. Gene Ontology annotation, cellular component: cytoplasm; cell-substrate junction; nucleus. The transcript has 28 exons. NCBI's taxonomy places the organism in Eukaryota, Metazoa, Chordata, Mammalia, Chiroptera, Vespertilionidae. Gene Ontology annotation, biological process: cell-substrate adhesion. The coding region runs from base 117 to 4988 and encodes 1623 amino acids.